Messenger RNA from Nerophis ophidion (straightnose pipefish), 665 nucleotides. Its product is annotated as L-aminoadipate-semialdehyde dehydrogenase-phosphopantetheinyl transferase-like. The coding region runs from base 249 to 665 and encodes 138 amino acids. Gene Ontology annotation, molecular function: holo-[acyl-carrier-protein] synthase activity; magnesium ion binding. The record is from RefSeq and is a predicted model, not a curated record. Gene Ontology annotation, cellular component: cytosol. The transcript has 3 exons. Lineage: Eukaryota; Metazoa; Chordata; Actinopteri; Syngnathiformes; Syngnathidae.
UCGUGACGUCAUCGCAUCUCCCUGUUUACCUCCGGACAUGAGUUAGUAUACAUGUCAAACACAAACAUGCAGCAAGUUAGCGGCUUACUAUUUUACUUUAUAGCGAAGGCGUAUUCGCACUUUUAGGCAGAGCUGGUGAAUAUCUCAGUUUAGCGGUCAAUCGUUUAGACACGUGGUGCUAACAGUGUUAGCCGGGCGGCUAGCUGACAGUGUUAGCCGGGCGGCUAGCAGUGUUAGCCUGCAGGCAGAUGACAGACAUCGGCGACAAGAUGGCUUCUGUCCGCUGGGCCUUUCGCUGCGGAUGUUGGACCCCGAGCAGCUCCGAGUGGUUGUUUGCUGCUCGCUGUGUCCAGCAGGAGGAGAAAGACAGGAUCGGAAAGUUUGUGUUUGCCAAAGACGCCAAAUCAGCCAUGGCCGGCAGGUUGCUGCUGAGAAGAUUCGUGUGUGAGAGGAUGCACAUUCCCUGGGCACAGUUCCGCCUGGAACGAUCGCCGAGAGGGAAACCAUACCUUGCUGCACCACCGGAAGUCAGCCCAGAUGGGGGCGUGGCGCCUCUGACCUGGAGUUUCAACAUCUCCCACCACGGGGACUAUGCGGUGCUCGCUGCCGAGAAAGGGAUGCAGGUCGGGGUGGACAUCAUGAAGACGUCCAUGCCUGGUAAGUAA